This is a messenger RNA of Clupea harengus (Atlantic herring), 2811 nucleotides long. Its product is annotated as interleukin-31 receptor subunit alpha-like. Gene Ontology annotation, molecular function: protein binding. Lineage: Eukaryota; Metazoa; Chordata; Actinopteri; Clupeiformes; Clupeidae. The record is from RefSeq and is a predicted model, not a curated record.
UGUUGUGUGCUCAUGUCGAAUGACGUGACGCGGCUACUAAAAACCGCCUAAACCUUUUUCCAGUGAAGUAACUAAAUGAGAAGUUAAAUCUAUUCCAGGAAAUUGCGCAAGCACAGGGUUGACGAGUGGUAGUGUUUUCGUGGAGCCAUAAUGAGGUAGCUACUUUAAAAAUAUGGACCAUCUCGGCCAAAAGGUGUUGAGACAUUUUGUUAUCUUCAUGUUAUUGGCUGUGACUUGUUACGCUCAAGACACGGACACAUGUGAAGUCAUCCCCAAAAAUCAAACAGUGAAACUUGGCUCCGAUGUCACAGUGGUGUUCAAGGCCCCAUUAAGCGGUAUUUGCCGAAACAAAUUGAAUGACUUCCAUCCAAGUAAAGUGUUCUGGACAUUAAACAGUAAGAAAAUUGAGGAAAGCUACUACGACCACAAUUCCACCUAUGCAAGGGUCACGAUUGCAAAUUUCUCUCUUGAAUCUGGCACGGUGGAAUCCCACAUGUAUGGGCAGGUGUUGGGCGGCACCAUUGUGCGGACAUAUGAUACUUCCAGCAAUACCAGAAGAGGCAUACAACCUCCAAAGAAGCCUAUCAACAUACACUGUGUUACAAAUUUAACAACAUACCACAGACAAUACACUACAUGUUACUGGGAUGAAGCAGGAGAUUCACCGGACACAAGAUAUAGUGUCACCAUGAAACAAGACAAUAGAACUCGCGGUCAUUGCAAAUCACAACCGGGGCAAAAUCAUUGCCGGUUGUCAGAAUAUGCAGACACUUUUUCGGACAACAUGAUGGUUACCAUGACGGCUGCAAAUUCUGCUGGAAAUGUGUCAGCCACUGUCCAUUUUGAUCCCUGGAAAAUAGCAAAAUUUGAUCCUCCAAGAAGUAUUCAAGUGGAGCCUCUUCCCACCAGUCUAAGUGUGGAUUGGACAACAAAGUGCCCCUCGCACUUUGAGAAGUGUGAAGUGCAGUGUGUGGAGGAGGGCACUAAUGUCACAAUUGUGUCAAACAAAACAUCACCACAAAGAAAAAGAACCAUAUAUGUUGAUGAUGUGAAGCCUUGCACGAACUACACGGUAGCGGUCCGCUGCGCCUGCCACACCUCCCUGUGGAGUGACUGGAGCGCCAGGAGUACCGUCCUCUCCGCACUUAAUGUAAGUUCUGUGCCAUUCUAUUUGUGGAGGAGAGUUCUGGAACGGUAUGAAAAUGGAACAAGGCGUGUUCAGCUCAUGUGGAAGGGGUCGUUCUGCAAUCUACCUAUUGAGUACAGGCUUUCAGUUGACUCAAGAAACGUCGGCUUGGAUCGUACCUCUGUUUUACUCGACGGCAAAGCCCAUGAGAUUGAGAUUGCUGCUUAUAAUAAUAGCAAAAUGCUUCGUCACAGUUUUCUCAAGAUACCCGUCAUUGGAAAGGAUAUGCCUCCUGUGCGGACACCUCUCGCCACGUCUCGUAACGGCCUCAUUUAUAUCUCCUGGGAGGCCCCCCCAACCCCAGUGAAUGAUUACGUCAUAGACUGGCUCACAGAUGCUACACAGGAGGCCAUGCCUUCAUGGGAGAAAACUCAAGAAACAAAUAUUUCUUUUCCUGGUCUGUCUCAAAGACUCUACACAGUAACCAUAACUCCACUUUAUGAGGAAGGGCCCGGCCAAGAACGCAUCCUGCAUACUUAUGCAGAGGAAGGGGCACCGGCGAAGGUUCGGAGGGUGAGUGUGACCAAGGCUGACAGCACCUGGCUCACAGUGGACUGGGGGGCGGUGGGACCCGACCAGUGCUGUGGCUUUGUCGUCAACUACACCGUUUUCUACCGUGACUCAAACGGGCCAGAGCUGAAUGUGACUGUCAAUCACCCAAGUCAUCAGGUGACACUGAGGGAGCUGCAGCCCGGCACCGCCUACAAGGUCCACGUCCGAACGCACUCCGCUGCCGGCUUCAACGACAGUGACCUCUUUCACUUCAGUACAGAAGCAUAUGGAAAAGCCUUUAUCCAGAACCUUGUUUCCGUUGUGGGUGGUUUAAUAUUACUGCUGUUGACAGCUGUGUGCUUCUUCAUGCUGUGGAGGAGAGCCAUGAACCUGAUGGUGCCGAAUCCUCAGUUGAGCUCCAUGGCUGUGUGGUCUCCGGAGAAAUCUCUAAAGCCCUCAUUCUCCAAAAACCUGGACGUGGACAACAGCCACUGCGAGACGAUCCUACUGUGCCGAGUGGACGGCGAGACGGACGCCGAGCGAUGCUCAACACCGAGCCCUACAGGGGAUUGGACCGGUGACUACAGCGCCGGUAGCGGGACAGCGGAGUACACAGGACUCGCCCUUUCUUGCGUCAUCUCUGAAACCCAAAACAAGAGUCUGGAGGCCGACCGGGCAGACCGUCGCCAGCCAAGCAGAGCCUCCCCGACUCCCUGCAGCCCGUACCUGGACCAGGGGCAGCACUGCAAACACCGUUCUGACCCGUACCUGGACCAGGGGCCUGUGUGCAGCUGCGGAGACCUGCUGGACGAACCACAGGGACCAGGCAUCUCAGAGGAGAGAGACUCUGUGAUGGAGUCGAGUCAGCAGAAGGCAUCGCCCCCCUGCCCUACCGCUAUGUCAUACGUGAGGGUGGACAAACUUGAUGGACAGAUAGAGGACUAAGUGUCCGCUGCGUACAAAAGCAUUUUAAAAACAGUAACCCUGAAUCGACUUUGUUAAAAAGGCAGCUUCACCAGCUGCAUCCAGCUGUGCACCCCCACUGUGCCGGCCACUCACGGGACCUGGGGUCCAUGAAAGGUCAGCCUAUCAGUUGAUCCCAGAGUUCCGUGGGGCUCGUGCACAGUGGAAUU